GCACUCUGCUGUGGCAUGUUCACUGGCUUAAGAACUGAGCUACAAUGUAUGUACCUUAAUACUAUAAUGAUGUUGUUUUUAAACAGUCUGCAUAGAAUUCUAACCCGCUAGGUACCAUGGGUGGACUUGGUCCAGAAAGGCAGCUUUUAAACAUUUAAAAAGGAAAAAGGCAACUUUGCAUAUAUCCCAAACUAAAACUGGUUAGUUACAAGAAUGCAGAAUAAGAGAUAUGCUUUUCCAUACAUAAAAGAAUUGUUCUAAAGUUUCAAAUUUGGAGGAUAUAUUUUAAUUAAGGUUAGUAAGACUGAGAAGGCUAGGUUUUUAACUAUAUAUAAUGUUGUUGUACAAAAGUACAAAUCCUUUGUAUAUACAACUGUUAACGUUGGAAACAACAACAGAAUAUAAAAUAUAGCAAUAAUUUAAAAAGGCACCAACAGCUAUGAAAUGCACUAAAUGCUAUAAUAUUUCUUUUAGAAGGUCUUUACAGUUCCAAAUGAAUGCUGGUAACUAACACUUGAAAAGUGCAUGCUGUCCAGAAAUACAGAGCAGCAGUCAUACUAUCUGUCAGUACAACAAAUAAUAGCCCAAUUGCUAUGAACUGGAACCUGAUGGGAGUCAAACUCAGCACGUUAAAAAUAAAGGCUACUUACUAACCCUACGCACCAUUCCACCUGCUGACACAUGCUGGCUGUGGGAUGGGACUCUCUGUGUACAAGCAUGCAUUAGACUGAGCGGGAAUCCAGAGCCAAUCAGGAACACGUUUCACCUGGCCAAAUGUGGGACUGAUGCACACGUAGUCAGCAGAAGGCAGGACUAGCUCGUGAUUCCCUCGCACAUGUUUUCAGCAUAGAAGACAGUUUGUGUGAGUGCUCCCAGUACCACAUGCCCGGAUUCCUUGGUAAAUUGCCUUGCUUUCACCACCUGGUUCAGUAUUCCCAGUCAACAACUGAAUAGAAUGCCAGUAUCACCUUUGUAUGACGACUUGCACAGAUAAUAUGGCAAAAGGCACCUGAUUUUCAUUCUUUAACAACUCUGGCUGCAAGUACAAUUGGAUGGUAAAGCACAUUAAUAAGGUAGCUAAUUUUUGUUAAAUGAUACCAUUAUAACAGAGAAUGUUUAGGCUGCUUUUCCACUGUAGUGCUUAAGAGUUUGAAAAGAAAACCUAAAUUAACGAAUGGAAGUUGUUACGUCUAACUCCUGAGAUGGCACAUGCACCUUAAAGAGUUGCAUGAAAAGAAUGAUUUCACCACUUGUAGGGGGUGAUGUGUGUGUUUGUGUUUAAACAACCUUACUAGCGUGCCAGGAGGAAAAGCAGGUCCUGGUAAAAUUCCGCCUUCUGUGCAUGUCUGAGGCUUCUGGAACCCAACAGGGCUAAAUCCCAGCAUAUGGUUCCAAGAUCCCUCUCAAGAUCUGAAGCUGCCAUCAUCAACCUUAGACCCGGGAUCACUCGUCGUUCCGUGGGAACAUACCCUCAAGGACCGGCAUUUACUUCCACGUUCAAGUGCGUCUAAGCACCCAACAUGGAGGGAGGUGCGCAUACGGCAAAAAGCGAACCGCCGUCACGUGCGAAGCCACUCCCCACACAAAACAAGGCAGCUGGAGAAGGUUCCCCACGUGCGGGCAAGCAAGCAAGCCAGACGCGAAAGCGACCCUCUCAGGCCCGCGCUCCCCGCCGCGCGGAUGGCUCAGGGGGGACGAGCCGAGCGCACCGUCGUCACGUGAGAAGCCGCCUAGACACCCGUGUAAGCAAAAGGUAACGCAAGCGAACACCAACGCCGGGAUGAUCGCAACCCGGGUUGCCACGAGGAGGAGGAGGUAGAGGAGCAGGGGCCGGCGGCUCCCCUUCCCCGCCCGAGCAGGGGAGCCCCGUGAAGCCGUUACUCACCGCAGGGCCCCCAGCGGGAAAGGAAGGCGGGACAGGCGCCAGGGGGAGAGGCGCGGCGGCUGGCUCCUCAGGCGACGCCGACGCCGCUCGUGCGUUCUUCAGGCCGGCUGAGGCCUUGUAGUGCAGCUUCCGGCGCCUUCCUCUCGAAGCGGCUUCGCGUCGCUCCUCCUUUUCCCUCGCCGCACAACCGCACUGAGGCGGGGCCUGCCGGGCCCGUGUGGGGAAAAUGGCAGCCGAGGGGGCGGUGUCGGGCGCCUCCUUCUCUUCCUUCUCGGCUCGCGCGUGGAAGAGGGCCUCUUUUGCUUAGAGAAGGAGCCUGCCAGGAGCCUCGUUGUGUCUCUGGUUGGGGGGAAGCGCUGAGGAGAUGAAAGGAGAAAAGUCGACCUUUCCUUACUUCGCCUCAUGGCGGGAACGGUUCCCGCCCUUGCCGCGGCAGCAGCUUGCCAGGGAGACAUGCGGGGAAGAAGCGGGACAAAGUUCCGCUUAACUGAGGCAGCCGCGCCCAGGAUUUAGCCGUUGAAGAGGAAAGGCGAGCGAGGAGGCCACGCUGGGGAAAGGGGACGAAGGCAUGGAGAAAGGGGAUAGAGAAACGUUUGCUUCCCUCGUGGCACCGCGGGCAACCGGUGAAGCUGAGCGUUGGGAGAUUCAGGACGGAUAAAAGGAAGUACUUCUUCAUGCAAAAGCUCAGGGUUAAACUAUAGAACUCUCCCACAGGAGGCAGCUACGGCCAACAACCUAGAUGGCAAGAUGAGACAGAUUUAUGGAGGAGAGAGAGCUAUGGAUGGCUAUUAGCUCUGCCUCCAUUGCAGUGCUUCUGAAUAACAGUUGCUGGAAAUCGCAGGAGGGGAGAGGACUCCUGUGCUUGAAUCCUGCUUGCUGGUUUCCCACAGGCGUCUGGUUGGGCCACAGUGAGAACAGGAGGCUGGACUAGAUGGACCAUCCGCCUGAACCAGCAGACUGUUCUUAUGUUCUUAGCUGUCUCAAUAGGGCUGGUAUAGAGUGGAGGUGAUUCAGCCCCCAAACCAUAUGCUGUUUGCUGGUUAUUAUCUCUAACUUGUACUUUAUAGCAGGAUGGUCAAUCUGGUCUGUAGCAGCAAGCACAACAAAAACUCCCGUGGCACCUUGAAGAUGGAGAAUAAGUUAGUCCACAAAAACUUUCCCUGUAAUAAUAAAUUUUGGCUGCAUUCACAUAGCAGUUUGUUCCAUUUUCACUAGUUUUCUGUAGCUGUUAAUUUCUACAUUACUGUAUAUCUGAGCUUUCACACCAUGUGAAAGAUGGUUCCAGGACUGUAGUGGAAAAUUGUGCAAGUUUAGCACUUAUUUCCAUAUUAUUUGCAAAUGGAUUUUUUUCUGGAAGCAAAUAAUGUGGAAAUGAGCACGAAUCUUGUCCUAUAUUCCACUAUAGUUCCAGAAGUGACUUUUAUGUCAUGUGAAAGCUCACAUGUAAUGUGGAACUUAAAAGGGAAAAGGCAUGAAAAUAGAAUAAACUGCUAUGUGAAUGCAGCCUCAGUCUAUAAGGUGUUACAAGACUUCUUGUUUUUAUAUCAUUUUAUGUGCACAUUUAUGUAAUUCCAUAUAAAUGCUAGCUAACUUGAGACACAUGGUUUAACUGUGAAUUCCUUUGUUUCCAGAUUAACCACAGACCUAAGCAGAUGCAAACCACUUAAAGUCUCACCCAGGAAAUAAUUCUCAUUAGAAGGUUGGAGGUUAAGUCAUUUAUAAGAGUUCUUCCACAAAGAGAGAUUGUAAGUUUUGUGGUGUAAAAUGUGUCAAAGAUUCUGGUAUCCUGUUUUAAAAAUACUAGACAAAUCUCUUUCCCAGUGAUAUGGGGCAGAACAUUUUUCCAUUUCAUAAGCUCAUUAGUAGUAAUGAAUGGGUGCAAAUUGGCCAGGGGUUAUAUUUUAAGGAUGUACAUAGCUGUAACAUUUCAGGGAUAAAUCUUUAUCUUAAUAGAUAUACUAAUGGAGUUACACCUUGUUGUGACUUUGUUUCUAUGUCAUAGUCUGCAAAUGUUACUGCCUUUCCUGAUUCUCCACAAGACUGUCUUCAUGUGGCCCAUACCUAAAACCAGUCAAGCUGUUGAUGAAGAAUCUGUAUAUGUGCAUGAAUGCAUUUACUGUAUACGAAGAUCUGACCCUUACUUUUACAUUACCUCAACACGGUACCUUAGGGUGGCUCCUUUUUCUUGAGUGCAUUCUAGUUUGAAUACAACCAGCUUCCCCUGGUGUGGAGAUGAAGUGAGGGGAAAGCAGUUCCUAUUGUGCAGUUGUGGGCACUUAGUGCCUAUCAGAGAAAAGGGGACCAUUCUAGCAUGAUGUUUGCCCACUCAGGUGCAUGCAUGAUAAUGUGUAAAUGGAUUCCUGUUUUAUGUUACUACUUGGCAGUAGUUGAUUUUUAGAUUCCAGGUCCCCACUUUUCCAUAUCAAAACUUCCAACUACUCUGAAAUAUCUGUAUAGGCAGAUUUUUCUUGAAGAAAAGAUAUGAUGCAUUUGAGGGACUCUUUUGAGGAUACCUGCCAGAGAUGAUGGGUGUAUGCACAUCUUUGUAUCAGAGAGUCAGUAUGGUUGAGCGGUUAGAGUGGUGGACUAGGAGACCAGGGUUCAAAUCCCCACUUGGCCAUGAAACUCACGAGGUGACUUUGGGACACUAAGUGACCCAGUCUCAGCCUACCGUACCUCACAGAUUUGUUGUGGGGAUUACAUGGGGAGCAGGAGAACCAUAUCCACCACCUUAGGCUCCUUAGAGAAAAAGGUGGGAAAUAAAUAAAUGCCAAGGGGGUGGAGGGCAUACCAGUGUAAAAAAAUAUACAUUGCCCAUUGCCUGGAUUCUAUACCACGAUCUCUGCUGAUCUGUCAGCAGGAAAUCUAAAUGAAUCUAAACCAACCAGAACCAUACCUCCUCUGCACAAGAGGGUGUUAUAAGCAGACAUGGGGUAACCCUGCAGUUUGCAGGAGUACAGAAAAUAUGUGGGGAGAAAAUUCCAGUAAUAGCUUAGUGAAGGCUGAGCAUGGCUAGUACCCAUGAAAUGCUGACUGAUUGGUUUUUUUUGGGGGGGGGAAUCUGACAGUUGUGGGGGAGGAGGAAUGGAGUGAAAUGCCUGGAUAAGAAGGAUGAAGGAACCCAAGAAUAGCCCUGCUGGGUGAGGCCAAUGGCCUACCUGCUCCAGCAUCCUUUUCUCAUAGUGGCCAACCAGAAGCCUGCAAGCAGCACCAGAACACAACAGUGCAAGGAAGAAAUGCACAAUAUGGAAGGAGUAGAAGGAACCCACACAAUGUCUAGAUAGGUCAUUUCAUGUUUCACACUGAGAAGCUAUUUAUAAAUAUUGCCAGGGAUGGAAGUAAGAGCUGCCCAAAACAAUCCACUGAGAACUGUGUGUGCUCAGUGGGCACAGACUGCUGACUGAACUUUUGGGGCUGAGGGAAUGAAAAACCAGAGGGGGGGGGGGAAAUGGAAUGAAGUGGCUGGAAUCCUGAAGUAUUACACUUCAACGCUAUAUUGUCUGCUUGUAUAUACUAAUAGUUGUCAAAACCUAGACCCCAAAUCCCAGGAAUCAGCUCUUAUUGGUACAAAUGGUGUCUAAAGCAAACCCUGCCAGGUAGUACACUGCUACCACUCCUUAAGCCCAACCAACCUGGGCCAGGAGACUCCCAUAGCUUACCAGACACCUCUAAGAUUCCAGAGAAGCAAAAGUUAAAAACCAGAUUCUCCUUCCUAAGUCUUAGGUUACCAACUUACUCAGUGUCAUAUAACCAAGAGGUUAGGGCCUGAUACAGUACCAAGACUUUACCUAAACAGACAGGCACCAGUUUUAAAUGAAGUGGGUUUAUUUAAAAGGGAUAGGGUAAAAAUGAAGUAAAAAUAGUAGUAGUACAAAGCUACAAUGGAUCCCCAGGACCUGUCAAAAGGCUUGGUAGCUAGAAACUUCUGGCUCUGGUCUGUGUGCAUUCUCACAGACUUCUCACAGCUGAAAUCACUUCCCAGUUAGCCUGUUAUGGCUUUGGCCUUGAAGCACAGUAGCACAAGCUAGCAUAGGUGCUCCAACUUGAAACAAUUCCAGUUAAUGGGGGGAAACGCUUGCAGAGACCAGCUUUUACACAGGCUGAAGUAGGAAAGCCAUUUUCUUGGCAAUAAGGCAUCUUGGUUCUGAGUGCUGGUCCUUACGUAGCCAAAACAAUAAAAUCCAAGUACAAUGAAGAGUUAUUAGCAUGUUUGUGGGGAAACCCUGAGGUUGCAGAAGCAGAAAACAAAAAACAUUAAGAGGGGGAGUAAAUGGGACGCGGAUGGCGCUGUGGGUUAAACCACAGAGCCUAGGACUUGCCGAUCAGAAGGUCGGCGGUUCGAAUCCCCGUGACGGGGUGAGCUCCCGUUGCUCGGUCCCUGCUCCUGCCAACCUAGCAGUUCGAAAGCACGUCAAAGUGCAAGUAGAUAAAUAGGUACCGCUCCAGGCGGGAAGGUAAAUGGCAUUUCCGUGCACUGCUCUGGUUCGCCAGAAGCAGCUUAGUCAUGCUGGCCACAUGACCCGGAAGCUGGACGCCGGCUCCCUCGACCAAUAAAGCGAGAUGAGCGCCACAACCCCAGAGUCGGUCACGACUGGACCUAAUGGUCAGGGGUCCUGUUACCUUUAAAUGGGUGUCCCCCUCUAUAAAGAGUUCAAUAAGAACUGAGUGUGCUCAGUGACAGCAGAACGCUAUCUGAUGGGGGGUGGAGGACACACAGAAAACAGUGAUGGAAUGGACUGAAAUAUUGAACAAAAGCACUCAAUAGUUCAACAUUCUGUUGCAGACCCAAUGUAGUUCACUAACAUGUUUUGAUGAACUGGAAGUACUCCAACCAGAAGAUUUAUUACUGUCUGCCUCAGUAGUCCUAGUAUACAAACUGGCUAGAUGGCUGUCUUGUGUGGUUAAAAAACAACAGUUAAAAAGUGAAGUACAUGUUUUAUUAAUAAACAUAAUUAAUUGGAGACUCUUGUUUCCUUGUAAGCGUUUCUAGCAUAGGAGUAGCAACAAUCUUUUGAUAGACAGUGAUGGCUCUGUGGUAAGUAUUGACAGGAUGCUUUUUCCAUCUUGAUCACACAAAGGCCAUAUCAAAGAAAAAGCAGAGGAGGACAGGUAAUAAAGAAUGCCUGUAUUUAAGAAAGUAAUACUGUAUUCUGAAGGUGAUUGUUUCAUGUGUAUGAUCUCAAUGUGUGCAAACUAUAACUAGUAAACAGUGUGAUUCAAGAGACUACACAUUGGAAUAAUAAAAUUGAAUCGAAUUAUCUACCACACAGGAUUUUUUUGUAAGUGAAACUAUUAUUCACUAAAUACAGUUUAUCUGUUUUAAAUAUUUUUUCUUCUCUCAAAAACACAGACAGCAAAGUUAACAACAACAUGAAAAAGCGGAUGUAAUUUAAAAAUCCCUAUAAAUUUAUUUACAUUAAAAAUAAUACUCAUUCAGCUAAAAUCUGUAAUCCAGAGAUUAAAAUUGAUACUGAUUCUCCGGCCAUCACUGUCACCACAGCCUGUCUUCUCCUCGUUGCUAUAAAACAGAAUUUCACAACAGGCUUGAUCUUUAUUGGCAAGAAGGAAUUUAACAUAAGUUUCCUCUGAGCGGGUGUAUUUAUUCUGUUUCAGAACUUGAAAUAUAGGUUUGAAUGUGCUUAGCAAGUUUCAUUUAAAAAAACCAACUACAAUACAUUUCUAUCUUUCUCAACCUGACACGCAUGGUUCUCUCCUCAAAACAACCAUGUAAUGUAGGUUAGGCAGAGUGAAGGUGAAUAGCACAAGUUGAGCUUCAUAUCUGAGUGAUUUGAACCCAGGUCUCGCAGGCCCAAGUCUAACCACAACACUAAAGAAAGAUGCUGCAUUACAAACAAAUAUUGCUGAAUAAUUAACCAAGGCUUGACAUUGCUUACCCAACAUACUAUAAACAUAGUAUAAUCAGAUUUAAUAUUGAUUAGCACAGCAAAAGGAUUCUUGGAAUUUUUAGUUUCUUCUGCUUAUCUAUAUACCGUAUGUGAGAAACAAUUUUGCCAAUAAUCGCUCAUUAUGCCAUUUGGAGUUGUGUAUGUCAUAGUGAAGAGUUGCAAAAUUCAAGGCAUUUGUACAUAACAGUUUUUACCAGGAAAUAGACAGCAAAACAACCUUUGGUCAAGUUCAGGUACAUAUUAUUAUUUCCAGUGUCAAACUUUCAUUAUUCUGGGGGCUGUAAAUUUGGCAGUGAGCAAAUUAAGCAUUUGCUCCCUCCUAAAUGGUCCAACCACGCUGUAUGCUCAUUGGCUUUCAGGUUUCAUGGAAUUUUUAAAGUGUCAGUUGGGGAUGUGGAAAUGGUAAGAGGAACUGGUUUGCUUGAGUUCCUAACAUGUCCCUAAGCAGCUGAGUGACAGGCUUGCUGAAUGGAGGCUUUGACAAUUCUUAGAUUAAUCCCUACUGCCAAGCCAGUCUUUACUUCUUUUGUGGUUUGGGGUAUUUUUCAAAGAGACAGACAGAUGCCAACAACAACUAGUGAACCUGAACGGCACUUGACUUCUUAGUAUGUACCAAUACAGUUUCCAGACUGGUUUAUGAUAUUGCUACAUUGCUGUGCGUUUUAUCAAUGACCAAUAAUUGAAUUUAUAACAAGGCAUUGGUGAAAGUGCAGAACUUGACAAAUGUUUCAGGUUUGUAUUUUCAGUGGCUUGCUAUUUUCUGGUAGGUAACUCGUGGAAGUAAUGAUGAGAAACUGUUGUCAUCUCUUGAGAACCUUCCCAGUAAUGUUCUACUGCAUUCAGCGGUUCACCUCUCUCUCUCUUAGUUGUCUGUAUCAGGGACAGGAUCUGGAAAACCUGGUGUCAAUCCAGACAAUACUGGAAUAGAAGUUUGUGGGAAUACCCAUUUAUUGAGUUCACCAAUAACAUAGCAUUCAGGCUCCUUAGUUAUGUAGGUUUGCAGUUUGGGGUGCUUCUGCAUUCAUUAUUGUACACAGACGUUCUGGAAGUGGUGUAGGUUACGAGCUGAUAAGACUGAAUCUAUAGUAAGGAUCAAAGGCAGAACAAUAAUUAUUCAUGCCUCUUUAACCUCUCUAGACUUCAUGAUUGAUUACUUACCCCUGAAGGCUGUACAAAGGUUGCAGUCACACAUCACCCCCCCUCAGUAAUUGCUUGAGAAUAGUUCUACAAAGUAUCUUUCUCUCCUCCACAUUAAAGUCCCUGCAGAGUAACUUCCAGAAGGAAAGAAUCCAAAAGCUGCAGGUAGUGUGGUCAUACUUUGUCCAGCCAUACCUUGGUUAGGGCAAGUCUAAAUGUCACAAAGCCAUAUUUCAAGUUCUUCAUAACUUUUCAUCAGGUUAGCUGUUGAGCAAACUGGAUAGGGGAGGGGUGUUUGAAGACGCCGGACAUGUAUAACAAGCUUAAGACACAAACUUUUCCUGCACUUCAACUUUGUGAUAUUUUGUGUUGUUCUAAUAAAGUAUUACAGUGCUGUAACAUUUGGGUGGUUUUGUACAGUUUUUGUUUGCUUCACGGGAUUUUGAAACUAUGAAAAUGAUCUGACAAAGGGAAUUAACAUUUUUGAGCAGCGGGGUGAGGAGGGGAUGAUAGACCGUUGAACCUUAUUGUGGGGACCAUACAGUGGAGUGCACCUCCAGGGGUAAAGUCAAACUACUGUGUUAGCAGCGUGGGCAGUGUGUGUUGCAUUUAUAUCCCACCUUUUUCUCCAAGGAGUCCACGGUUCACCCCCCCCCCUCAGCUAAUCCCUACAACAACCCUGUGAGGUAGGUGAAGAGGUUUGACUCAAAGGUCACCCAGUGAGCUUCAAGACUUGAGUGGGGAUUUGAACCCAGAGCUCCCCAGGUCCCAGUCUGAUACUCUAACCACUACACCACACUGGCUUCCUAGAGUUCUUUUGCUCUUGGGCAGCUUUAUAAAUUAAGUUGGUAAAUAAAUAUGGGGAAAGCAGAAUGUCCUUGGAGAUGGAUCUGAAAUAUUUUCCUAGGAGCUUGAAUUUGUUUUAUUCUGGACGGUUAGAUUGGAUGUUUUAAUAUGUUGUGGACGACUUUGAGAUGUUUUCUUUAAAAUGUAAAGUGGUAUAGAAAUGAAAUGAAUAAUAAUAAUAGUAAAUUGUAUGGUAAAAAAAAUGGCACCUAGACAUUCUGUUAGGCGACCGUAACCUAACGGUCUAGUCCAGGGGUCAGCAAGGUUUAUCUUGCCUGGGCCAGAUCGGUCCCACAGAGAUCCUUCCUUGGGCCGGAUCGCAUGCAUGCACACAAUUUUCGGUGUCUGUGCAUGCACAGAUGCGAUUUUUGGUGCCAUGGAAGCAAGUCCCUGUGCUGCACUGCGCCGGUUCAGCGCCGCACGCGAGCGGGCAACUCUGUUCAGGGGCGGCUCGUGGGCUGGUCAAACGAUCUCCGCAGGCCGCUUCCGGCCCAUGGGCCUUAGGUUGCUGACCCCUGGUCUAGCCCAACCCCUUGCAAUGAUUCCUGCAUUCCAGGGGUUUGGACUAGACGACCCUUCAACUCUGUGAUUCUGUGAAACUUGGUUUAAGAUGCCAUUUGGCCGUUAGCUUAUAUAUCUGAGUUUCUAACACUGCCUGGAAUCGGAGAAAAAGACGGGAUAUAAAUAAAUAUAAUAAUAAUUACGCUGGAAGCUGCCAUCCCCCAAGGCAACUAUUGUCUGCACUGACUGGCAGCCGUCUAGGGUUUCAGGCGGGGAAUCUUUUCUAGCCAUAUCUGGAGAUGAGGUGACUGAGCCAGAGGCGAUGUGGAGACAAUGUGGGGAGCGAUAGGAACACUCUGUGUGUGUGUGUGUGUGUGUGUGUGAUGUGCAACAAGCUGAGUGACCUGCCUUGCCUUUCAGGGAUGCUGGUGAUUCGUGUGUGUGGCAUCGGCCAGGCUCCCCCAGAGGCAGGACUCCUCUCUCCACAGAACAGGUGGGCAGUUAACCAGCUCUCUGCCCUUGCUGCUGGACUCUUAAUCUUAGGGCUGUGGGUUCGAGCCCCACGUUGGGCAAAAGAUUCCUGGAGUGCAAAGGGUUGGGCUAGGUGACCCUUGUGGCCCCUUUCAGCUCUGCCGUUCUAUGAUUCUAUGACAUGGGGGCAACUGGCUUACUUGGACAGUACCAAUGUCCACCUAGCAUACCUGCCCUUUCCCAGUUUCCAAAGCUGAAACAGCAAACCACAAGCCUACACUGAAGGAGUGUGGUUCAGAGAAACCCACACUGUUUGCCACGCUUUAGCUACCCUGAGCAUAGGAGCCAAUUCUUAGGGGCCCAGGUCAUAGAAACGUAAGAGUUGGAAGGGACACUAAGGGUCCUCUAGUCUAACCCCCUGCAAUGCAGGAAUCUCAACUAAAGCAUCUAUGAUAGAUAGCCAUCCAUCCAGAUGUAAAACAGAUCAACGUUUGACUUUUAGAAGACAUCUGAAGGCAGGUAUAGGGAAGUUUUUAAUGUUUGAUGUCAUAUGGCCGCCAGGAGCAUAUAACACUGGUCCUAAAGGAUAUUCACUGGCUCCCAGUUCAUUUCUGAGCACUGUUCAAAGCACUGGCGAUUACCUUUCAAGCCCUAAAUGGCCUUGGCCCACUAUACCUGAAAGAGCAUUUCCACUCCCAUUGUUCAUCCCAGACACUGAGGUCCUCCUCUGAGGGUUUUAUGGCAGUUCCCUCACUGCGAGAAGCGCAGUUACAGGGAACAAGGCAGAAGGCCUUCCUGAUAGUGGUGCGCUCCCUGUCAAGGAGAUAAAGAACUAUGUAACUUUCAGAAGACACCUGAAGGCAGUCCUAUAUAGGGAAGUUUUUAAUGUUUGAUAUUUUACUAUGUUUUAUAUAUGCUGUAAGGCAACCAGAGUGGCUGGGGCAACCCAGUCGGAUGGGCAGGGUACAAAUAAUAAAAUUAUUACUAUCCCAGCACCACUAACGGAGUCUGCCUUUUUCCUCUAGACGUUGCCGCUGCCGUCAUGAGUGGGAAGUCACUGCUGCUGAAGGUCAUCCUCCUGGGCGAUGGGGGUGUUGGGAAGAGCUCUCUCAUGAACCGCUACGUCACCAACAAGUUUGACUCGCAGGCUUUCCACACCAUCGGCGUGGAGUUCCUUAACCGGGACCUGGAGGUGGACGGGCGCUUGGUGACCCUCCAGAUUUGGGACACGGCCGGGCAGGAGCGCUUCAAGAGCCUGCGGACCCCCUUCUACCGGGGGGCCGACUGCUGCCUGCUGACCUUCAGCGUGGACGACCAGCGGAGCUUCGACAACCUGGGCCACUGGCAGAAGGAGUUCCUCUGCUACGCCAACGUGAAGGACCCCGAGCGCUUCCCCUUUGUGGUGCUGGGCAACAAGGUGGACAAGCUGGAGAGGCAGGUGAUGCCCGAAGACGCCCGGGCCUGGUGCACGGAGCACGGCAACUACCCCUACCUGGAGACAAGCGCCAAGGACGACACCAAUGUGGCCGUGGCCUUUGAGGAAGGUGUGCGGCGGGUGUUGGCCGUGGAGGAACAGCUGGAGCGCUGUGUGCUGGGCAGUUCCAUCAACUUGCAUGCCAGCAGCAAGGCAGGCUCUUCCUGUUGCUGAACAGCCAAGGGGGUGGGUGGGAAGGGCACGUCCUGGAACAGUAAAGGCCUGUGGGGGUCGGGCUGUAGGCAGAAUAGGGGCAGGGGGCUUAGAUAAGUGUUCAAAAUCCCCAUGCACCAGGCAUAUUUGGCGACUGGUGCCGGUCCAGUUGCGACCUUCUGGAGAUCUCUGGAUGCCAGGUUGGCGAUGAACAGCUCCAUCUGGGUGGUCCCUCCAGCUUUCUUAAGUGGGUCAGCAGAAGAGUUUAUUUAUUGCAUUUAUAUCCCACCUUUUUCUCCAAGGGGUCCACGGUUCUCUGCAAUUCAGUUAAUCCCUACAAAAACCCCGUGAGGUAAAUGAAGAGGCUGUGACUGACUCCAAGGUCACCUGGUGAGCUUCAAGACUGGUGAUUUGAAUCCAGACCCCCCCCCCCCCCAGGUCCUAGUCUGACACUCUAACCACUUCACCACACUGGCUUCCUAGAGUACUUCUGCUCUGGGGCAGCUUUAUAAAUUAAGUCAGUAAAUAAAUAUAGGGAAAGCAGAAUGUCCCUUAGAGAAGGAUCUGAAAUAUUUUCCUGGGAGCUUGAAUUUGUUUUAUUCUGGAUAGUUUUAUUGGAUGUUUUAAUGCGUUGUUGAACACCUUGAGAUGUUUUCUUUAAAAUGUAAAGUGGUACAAAAAUAAUAAUAAUAGUAAUAAUAAUUUCAUUUUUUUAAACCGUAACCUAGAUUUAAGGUGCCGUUUAGCUUAUCUAUCUGAGUUUCUAACACUCUUUGAGACCCAUUGGCUACCUUUACCUGGUUUAGCUGGCCAGUUGAAGCUGUUCCUGGGAUGUGGCCGCUGUCACAUGCUGACAGCUUCUAGGAGCCACAGGUGAGAGCUGAGUGCAGAGUGAGGACCCAAGGUAAACCUAUACAUAGGGCCCCACCUAUAAUUACCCUGUCUGUCAUUUAGGAAGGCAGUGGAGGCAAGGACAACAAGAAGGGCUACUCUACUCAGGCUGUCUCCUCUGCCACCCUCCUCCCUGGGCAGGCAGACACUGUAUGUGAGGGAGAAGGAGGGAGAGAGAUAGGGACAAUUGGACUGCCCCCCUCUCCUCCCUGCUCCAGUUGGACCACCCCCUCUCCUCCACAGGGCCAAUAGAUACCAUAUUCCCUGUGGGAGUGACAGGGAGAGUGGGGGAAGCAGGGAUAAAAUCUGGGCCUGCUCCAGUUGAACUGCCCCCUCUCUCCCAUAGGGCCGAGGGACACCUGUGAGAGAGUGGGGAGGUAGGCAAAACAGCACCGGGGCCUGCUCCAUUUGGACUGUUCCCCCCCCCCCACCUCCCACCAUCACUAAGAGAUGCAAUUGCAGUCAGCCUGUGGCAUUUCUGUUCAGGACUCAAAUUUAUAAAAGAUAAAAACAGUAGUCCAUUCCAAUAGCCAUCGUUGGUGAUAAUGCCAGCUUUCUAGCUACAUAAUCCUAAUUUGAUAUGCUAAUUUAAUGCCCAUAGUAGCAUGCUGCUUAAUUUAGACUUAAUCAGAACUGUGGGUUUUAUUCAUCCACAGUUCUGAUUAAGUCCAAAUUUAAUAGAUGGGAAUCAAAUUUGCUGAUUAAUUCUAGUUCGCCCAGUUGAGACUCCUACUGCCUUUUUACGGCUGAAGUAAGGUAACUUAGAGUCAGAAACUGUGCCCUGGAAAGCUAAACAUUCUCCCACUAGUUUCUGAAUGCUGCUCUUGUUGGUUCUUAUCAAUGCAAGCUUAUGACACAAUGCAUACAUAGGUUAGUUUUUAAGGUGCUAUAACAUGGCUGCCUUUCUAGAAUAUGUCGUUUCUGAGGAUUGUGAUAGACAGAAAUAUUUUAUUUUAUUUAUUUAUUAAUAUAUUUUUAAUAGAUAGAUAUGUAUGUGUAUUUGUCCUUUGUGCACCCUAACUCAACACAAGACUUUGCUGGGCAAGAAAGCAUGGGGGUCUCACAUGUGGGAGGAAUUAGGAGAGUCAAGUGUUUCUCUAAUGUGCCACAGUGCUCCAAAUGGGGUUUGUCAUUCGUCCUGCAGUGAAUAUGUCAGAAAGGCAGGUUGCCUAGGGGAAACUGGGCAAAGCAGAACUCAGACGAUCAAAAUGAGACCAACUCUGCAUUGCAGAGAUGUCUGCAAACAUGACAUGAAGGCUGGCAACAUCAAUCCCGCCAUGUGGGAAUCUCUUACAGACCACAGUGCCUGGAGACAGGCAAACAGGUCGUGCAUCUGCAGCAGUGACCAGAGGAAGAGCGACCGUUGGAACGAGCACAAAGAGAAGAAAGACCAUGAUGCAUUUGCAGCAACACAACCUGAUGCCUUCACCUUCCUCAGCUGCAACAAAACAUCUCUCCCAUAUCAGCCUCUACAGCCACAGCAGGUGCUGUAACUCUCCAGUGGUUUGACUUCAUCCCCAAAGGUGUACUUCGUUGUCUCCCGAGACAGAAGGUUGUCAGCCUCCAUUGCCUCAUGAGGCAGACGGAGGUUUAGGUCACCAAUAGCAAGUCAGGAUGGGUGAGAAGUUCAGGGUAAAUCAACUCUGCUGCACCCUAGAGCCGUUCCAUUUGUCCUGCGGUGUCCCCUCCACACACAGCCUCUCCUGCUGCAAUUAGGCUUGGGGGGGAAAAGCAUUCUAUUUUAGAUAUUUCCUGGGCGGGGUACUGUUUCAAGGGGGACCUUUUUUUGAGGGCAUGUCUAGAGAAUGAAGGCUUAACUCCACUGGCCAUUUGGAGCUGGGGCUGAUGGUAGUUGGUGUGCAACAACAUCUGGAGGGAACCACAUUGGCUCCAUGUUUUAACUAAUGGAUUAUCUGCAGGGCUGUCUUUACUUGAUUUUUUUCAAACUUUACUUGGUUCAAAGCUGAAGCAGAGCUCCCACCCAAGGAAUGUUAUUAAUUUAUUUAAUUGGAUUUAUAUCCCACCUUUUUCUCUUGACAAGCUCAAGGUAGCAUACGUGGUUCUCCCCCUUAUUUAAUCCCCACAACAACCCUGUGAUGCAGGUUAGGCUGAGAGGCAGUGAGUGGCUCAAGGUCACCCAGUGAGUUUCAUGGCUGAGAGGGGAGUUGAACCCUUCCCAGGUCCCCAUCCAGUACUGUAACCACUAAACCACAUUACCCAGUGUCACCAUUAUUCUCCUUUGGACUCUGGGCAAAAGUCAGUUUGGUUUGCCCAAGCUAUCAACACUUCUUACUAUUUAUUUGCUGAAGGGUAUUUUAUUGGUGUGAACUACUGCUUGCUUGUAUUCCCUUCUCUGUUUUAAAUGCUCUGGAUAUAGUGGAAAUGAGGAUAUAAUUCUUACUAAAUUAAAUUAAAACCUCUAAAUAAAAUGCUAGCUGUAACACUGUUCCACACUGUUCCUGCAUCUAUGUGGACAUGCCAGUUUGCAGGCUUUAGUUUAGUUUAAAUGGUGCAGAUUGUAUAAUCCAAUUUGGUUUACAAAGUAACAUUCUCUCAGAUUAAAAGCAGUACCAGCACUCUGUUCUGCUACUGACUCAUUUCCCGGCACCUGGAUUUCCAUAAAGUCUAGCAUCGUCGACUACGGACUUAAAAUGUAUAGGAGGUAUUUCCUUAUCUAGAAUUCCAUUUAAUGAGAGAGCAGAAGCUUAAAAUGAGAGCAAUCUCCACAACAAAUGGAAAUAGUAUGUGAUCUUAGACAUUUUGAAAAAGAUUUCUGAUAAAUUAUAGAGAUUCCUCAGUCUUGCCAUAAAAUAGGGCCAGAGAGCUAAGAGCACAUGUUGGGGCUUUCCGAGCAUGAGCUAGUGUUAUACUACUAGACUGAGUCUUGAUGCUUUCUGAGUUGAACCAUUUUGACUGCCUUUUCUGUACAUGGAAGUAAACCACAUUUAAUUUGAGGCUACUGCAGCAGGUUACUGAAAAACCAUUCUGGAAGGCCCAGCAUAUCCAGCUCUGACUUAUUAUUGAAAAGAGCUCACCUCACAAUGCAACAGGUACAUGUAAGUUACGAAAGUUUUGUAGCAAACCUAAGAAUUACAUAAGAACAUAGGAAGAGCCUCAUGGAUCAGGCCAAUGGUCCAUCUAGUCUGGCAUCCUAUUCUCACAGUGGCCAACCUGAUGCCUGUGAGAAACGGGAAAGCAGGAUUUGAGCACAGGGCCACAGAUACUAAGAAGCACAAAGCUUUACUUUCAAUGAAGAUGGUGAUGCUGCACUUGGUGGAUUUCUGCCUGACAGGCUGUUUUUAAAGGUAUGGAACCGCUGUUCAUAAAAGAGCAACCUCAGAUUCAGCUUUGGCAUUCAAAAGCAUGUUUAUCGCACGGAAAACUUUCUGUUACAGGGUAGUUUAAUAAAUAUAAUAAUAAAUAGUGACUAAUAAUGUAAACUCUACUUGUUUUAAUUGCAAUGUUUUUAUAACCUGCCCUGGGACCCUUUGGUAAAGGAUAAGCUAGAAGUAUAAAUUAAAUUUAAAAACACGUAUUAUCUCUAUCACUAACUUAUGUGAAGGACAAGUUCUCAAUAUUGGAUUUGCUAAACAUUUGCUAAACCCAUUCCAUACAGGGAUUGUAAUGUUUUAUAUUGCCCCAAUUGCAUAGUAAGUCCCUAAUAUCACUACUAGUUCCUAAGAAUGUGGGGUGCUAGUAUAAAGAUUCUGCAUACAGUUAGGAUAUUAUACAUAGUGAUUAGCUUUGAAAUGUUAUGUUUUAUUUUUCACACAGGAGCCAGGGUGAACCAAUGGUAGUAUAGUUAAAAGUAAAAUAUUAAACUGUUGACUAGUAUUUAGAGCUUUGGAUAAUUGGAAGUAACAUAUUGAGUAUAGCUCCAUAGACAGUAACUUGAGGUGGGCUGUCCUUCAAGGUGUAUUGAAACCCUAUCAUAACAUAGUGGAAAAUGGCAAAACCAAAAUAUGGCUUGUAUUUUAAUAUAGCAAAAUGUAAUAACAUGAUUUUAAUGCCUGCUAUUUUGCUUCUUACUGAAGAAUUGGAUAUAAUGCUGCCUACUCACAUUCUCUUGUGUCUGUGAAAGGCACAGACUUGUGUAUGUCUUCUUUGAAAGAUAGUGGAAAGACUAGCAAGUGAAUGUGGAAUAAGCUGUAGCUGCAGUUCUACUGUUGGGCAGUAGUGUUAAUAUUGAUUAAAAAUACUGGCUUACAAUAUAUUACCAUGGAAAUUCUGUAGUUUAACUAUGAACAUUAUCACAAAUAGCUGAUUUGUGAUAUCGGACAAGCAGGAUCCGAUUAUGAAUGUCCUAUAAAAUUCAGACAAUGUUUCCUGUGUGUUCACAUCAUACUUAGAGUUCACUUCAUUGUAAAAGCUUGCUGUGGGGUAUUCUUGUAAAAUGAAUGUGUAAAAAGAAUGAAGAAAAUGUAUUUAGAGGAAUAAUGUGUAUUAAAUUUCUAUAAGUCUCUUUCUGAUGAGUGCAUU
Messenger RNA from Podarcis lilfordi (Lilford's wall lizard), 17743 nucleotides. Lineage: Eukaryota; Metazoa; Chordata; Lepidosauria; Squamata; Lacertidae. The record is from the annotation of a GenBank genome assembly.